Messenger RNA from Pelagomonas calceolata, 861 nucleotides. The record is from the annotation of a GenBank genome assembly. Lineage: Eukaryota; Pelagophyceae; Pelagomonadales; Pelagomonadaceae.
UGGAGAGGCUUGCAAAAAAGGCUAGGUGGCGCUCGCAUUGAUCACAUUUUCGAGGCGACGACGAGCUGUUGUUCACGCUUUCGACGAGCUUUCGUGUGCCAGGCUUCCGAUUGCAUUUAUAGUAUCAGCAACAAGCCUCAGCAGCACAGGGCCGCGGACCCAGCUCGCAGCAGCACACCGAUGUCCUUCGCGAACAGCUUCUCGUCGUUCCCGCCGCCGGGCACGGCGCAGGCGCCGCGCCUCGUCGACACGCCGCCGCGGCCGGUGCCGCGCGCGCCCGAGGCCACGGUGCCGGCGGUCCCGUCGCCCAUCGGCGCCGCGGAUCAGCUACGCGACCAGCAGGACGUGCGCGACCUGGAGAUUGUGAAUCAACGCCUCCUCGACGCGAUACAAAGUGGAGACAAGUUGACGUACUCGGUCCUCGUCGACGACGGCGUCACGGCCUUCGAGCCCGAGGCCUGCGGCCACCUCGUGACGGGCAAGGCCUUCCACAAGUACUACUUCGAGCUCGAGGCGGGCGGCGAACCCGCGAGUGCCUCGACGAUCGUCGAGCCGCGCUACCGCGUCUUCGGCGACGCCGCGGUGGUGACCUAUGUAAGGUUGCAGCAGCGGGGCCGCGCGACGACCUGUGUGGAAAUCAAAUUUUUACGGCGCGUUCUGCUGAAUCGUCGCGUCGACCUCCACGCCAUCGACGCGACGCCUGCUCGAUGGCGUGGCGGGGUGGGUCUCUCACGCUCGACGGAGCCAGCAAGGCCGCGUCAUCGCGUGCACCCGACACAACUGGUUGAUUUCCACACAGGCGACGACGCGGACCGAGGAGACCCGCGUCUGGAGAAGGUGCGAUGCCGCCUCGGACGCGGC